CCUUUACGCCCCUCCCCCUCCUCCCCUCUGGUUGGAAAGUUUCUAGAAUCUCUUCCCAGCGGCCUUUGCGGUUCCAACAUGGCGGAGCUGACGGUGGAGGUUCGCGGCUCUAACGGGGCUUUCUACAAGUGCCAUGGAGAGCAUUGAUGUUGCAAGCAUACUUGAAAAGAGCUCUCCUCUAUUAUCUCCAGGAUUUUCUUGCAAGAAUUUUCAUCCACUCUGCAAGUUUUGGUGCUGGUGCUUUCUUGAUUUUAUCAGAAGGUGUCAACAGAACAACCUUCUGGGAUUUAUCAAAGAUGUUCAUGAAGACUCCCUCACAGUUGUUUUUGAGAACAACUGGCAGCCAGAACGCCAGGUUCCAUUUAAUGAAGUUAGAUUACCACCACCACCUGACAUAAAAAAAGAAAUUAGUGAAGGAGAUGAAGUAGAGGUAUAUUCAAGAGCAAAUGACCAAGAACCAUGUGGAUGGUGGUUGGCUAAAGUUCGAAUGAUGAAAGGAGAAUUUUAUGUCAUUGAAUAUGCUGCUUGUGAUGCCACUUACAAUGAAAUAGUCACAUUUGAACGACUUCGACCUGUCAAUCAAAAUAAAACUGUCAAAAAAAAUACCUUCUUUAAAUGCACAGUGGAUGUUCCUGAGGAUUUGAGAGAGGCGUGUGCUAAUGAAAAUGCACAUAAAGAUUUUAAGAAAGCAGUAGGAGCAUGCAGAAUUUUUUACCAUCCAGAAACCACACAGCUAAUGAUACUGUCUGCCAGCGAAGCAACUGUGAAGAGAGUAAAUAUUUUAAGUGACAUGCAUUUGCGAAGUAUUCGUACGAAAUUGAUGCUUAUGUCCAGAAAUGAAGAGGCCACUAAGCAUUUAGAAUGCACAAAACAACUUGCAGCAGCUUUUCAUGAGGAAUUUGUUGUGAGAGAAGAUUUGAUGGGCCUGGCAAUAGGAACACAUGGUAGUAACAUACAGCAAGCUAGGAAGGUUCCUGGAGUUACAGCUAUUGAGCUAGAUGAAGAUACUGGAACAUUUAGAAUCUAUGGAGAGAGUGCUGAUGCUGUAAAAAAGGCUAGAGGUUUCUUGGAAUUUGUGGAGGAUUUUAUUCAGGUUCCUAGGAAUCUUGUUGGAAAAGUAAUUGGAAAAAAUGGCAAAGUCAUUCAGGAAAUAGUGGACAAAUCUGGUGUGGUUCGGGUGAGAAUUGAAGGAGACAAUGAAAAUAAACUACCUAGAGAAGAUGGUAUGGUUCCAUUUGUAUUUGUUGGCACUAAAGAAAGCAUCGGAAAUGUGCAAGUUCUUUUAGAGUAUCAUAUUGCUUACCUAAAGGAAGUAGAACAGCUAAGAAUGGAACGCCUACAGAUUGAUGAACAGCUACGACAGAUUGGUAUGGGUUUCAGACCUUCUUCCACCAGAGGGCCUGAAAAAGAAAAAGGAUAUGCCACUGAUGAAAGUACCGUCUCUUCUGUACAAGGUUCUAGGUCUUAUAGUGGAAGAGGCAGAGGUCGUCGGGGCCCUAAUUACACCUCCGGUUAUGGUACAAACUCUGAGCUGUCUAACCCCUCUGAAACAGAAUCUGAGCGUAAAGACGAGCUGAGUGAUUGGUCAUUGGCAGGAGAAGAUGAUCGGGAGAGCCGACAUCAGCGUGACAGCAGGAGACGCCCAGGAGGAAGAGGGAGAAGUGUUUCAGGGGGUCGAGGUCGUGGUGGACCGCGUGGUGGCAAAUCCUCCAUCAGUUCUGUGCUCAAAGAUCCAGACAGCAAUCCAUACAGCUUACUUGAUAAUACAGAAUCUGAUCAGACUGCAGACACUGAUGCCAGCGAAUCUCAUCACAGUACUAACCGUCGUAGGCGGUCUCGUAGACGAAGGACUGAUGAAGAUGCUGUUCUGAUGGAUGGGAUGACUGAAUCUGAUACAGCUUCAGUUAAUGAAAAUGGGCUAGAUGAUAGUGAAAAAAAACCCCAGCGACGCAAUCGUAGCCGCAGGCGUCGUUUCAGGGGUCAGGCAGAAGAUAGACAGCCAGUCACAGUUGCAGAUUAUAUUUCUAGAGCUGAGUCUCAGAGCAGACAAAGAAACCUCCCAAGGGAAACUUUGGCUAAAAACAAGAAAGAAAUGGCAAAAGAUGUGAUUGAAGAGCAUGGUCCUUCAGAAAAGGCAAUAAAUGGCCCAACUAGUGCUUCUGGCGAUGAAAUUUCUAAGCUACAGCGUACUCCAGGAGAAGAAAAGAUUAAUACCUUAAAAGAAGAAAACACUCAAGAAGCAGCAGUCCUGAAUGGUGUUUCAUAAACUGAAGAAGUUCCUAGUUUACAGUUCUUUUACAUUACAUUUUACAAUAGUGCUUGUACAAGCUUGCCAAAGAUAGAAUAUGGAUCGCCAGUCUUUACAUCGCACUUUCAGUUCCUCCAUUUGGAAUUCAGAAAGGGGAGGGAUCCUGAAGAAAUCAUAUGUUAAACAUACUUUGACACCUACUGUGUUAUAAAAUAUAUCAUCAGAUGUGCCUUGAGAAUAGUAUAUGUAACAUUAAAAAAGUUGCUGGCUA
Molecule: messenger RNA, 2519 nt
Organism: Zalophus californianus (California sea lion)
Lineage: Eukaryota; Metazoa; Chordata; Mammalia; Carnivora; Otariidae
Gene: FXR1
Product: FMR1 autosomal homolog 1
Exons: 18
Coding region: 134-2266 (710 amino acids)
Biological process (GO): anterograde axonal transport; negative regulation of translation; regulation of dendritic spine development
Cellular component (GO): nucleus; neuronal ribonucleoprotein granule; postsynaptic density
Molecular function (GO): protein homodimerization activity; mRNA 3'-UTR binding; translation regulator activity
Source: RefSeq, a predicted model, not a curated record